Molecule: messenger RNA, 237 nt
Organism: Dentiscutata erythropus
Lineage: Eukaryota; Fungi; Glomeromycota; Glomeromycetes; Diversisporales; Gigasporaceae
Source: the annotation of a GenBank genome assembly
AUGCCAAAAACUAUCUUGGAAAUUAAAGAUUAUCUGAAAAGUCUAAAAUUAUCUAGAAUACUAAGAUUAUCUGGAAACUCUAAACUAUUUGACUGGAAAUUCCAAACCUAUACCAGGAAUAUCCAAAAACAAUCCCAAAGUCUAAGCUAUUCAGAAAAGCCAAAUAUUAUCGAAUAUAUAAUCGUCUACAUAGAUCUACUAUAUGCCACAUAUAUUAAUGGUUACCUUAAUUGGUAA